CGGACGUGGCUCAAGAGAUCCAACGCCUUCGACGUGGUCACCAACGCCAAGCGGACGCUGCGGGAGCUGAAGAUCCUCAAGCACUUCAAGCACGACAACAUCAUCGGCAUCAAGGACAUCCUGCGGCCCAGCGGCCCCUACGGAGAGUUCCGGAACGUCUACGUGGUGCUGGACCUCAUGGAGAGCGACCUGCACCAGAUAAUCCACUCCUCGCAGCCGCUGACGCUGGAGCACGUGCGUUAUUUCCUGUACCAGCUGCUGCGCGGCCUCAAGUACAUCCACUCCGCCAACGUCCUGCACCGCGACCUCAAGCCCAGCAACCUGCUGGUCAACGAGAACUGCGAGCUCAAGAUCGGCGACUUCGGCAUGGCGCGGGGGCUGGGCGCGGACGCGCGGCACGCCAAGCCCUUCCUCACCGAGUACGUGGCCACGCGCUGGUACCGCGCGCCCGAGCUGCUGCUGUCGCUGCACCGCUACACGCGCGCCAUCGACAUGUGGUCGGUCGGCUGCAUCUUCGCCGAGAUGCUGGGGCGCCGGCAGCUCUUCCCGGGCCGCAACUACGUGCACCAGCUGCAGCUCAUCAUGGCGGUGCUGGGCACGCCCCCGCCGGGCGUCAUGGCCGCCAUCGGCGCCGAGCGCGUCCGCGCCUACGUGCAGAGCCUGCCGCCGCGCCCGCCGGUGCCCUGGGAGAGCCUGUUCGGCGAGGCCGAGCCGGCGGCGCUGGCGCUGCUGGGCCGGAUGCUGCGCUUCGACCCGCGCGAGCGGGUGGGCGUGGCCGAGGCGCUGCGCCACCCCUUCCUGGCCAAGUACCACGACCCCGAGGACGAGCCCGAGUGCGUGCCCGCCUUCGACUUCGCCUUCGAGCGCCAGGCGCUCACCAAGGAGGAGAUCAAGGCGGCCAUCGUGGCCGAGAUCGCCGACUUCCACGCGCGGCGCGACGGCAUCCGGCGGCAGAUCGCGCCCGCGCCGGGGGGCGGGGCCGGCGCUGACGUCAGCAAGGUCAGCGACGGGGUCAGCGUCGAGCUCAGAGUGGUCAAUGCAGCCGAUCCAUCAUGGCCGCCGUGCGCCGACGUGGACAUGCCCAGCCCAGGCCCCGCCCCCGACUGUCCAAUGGAGUCGCCGCGGGUGAAGGCGGAGCCGGCGGGGGCGGGGCAAACAGUGGGGGCGGGGCAAACAGCGGGGGCGGGGCCAGCGGUGGCUCCGCCCAAGAGGGACGGCGCCAUCUCGGACGACACCAAGGCGGCGCUGAAGGCGGCGCUGCUGAAAUCGGCCAUGAGGAACAAGAGCAAAGACCCGCCCUGCGCGGCGCCGGACGCGCCCGAGAGCCGGAAGCCGGUGACGGCGGCGGAGCGGCAGCGCGAGCGCGAGGAGAAGCGGCGGCGCCGGCAGGAGCGCGCCAAGGAGCGCGAGAAGAAGCAGCGCGAGCGCGAGCGCCGCGAGCCACGCCCCCGGGGGGAGGGGCUCAGCGGCCUCGUCCUCACCGACGACGACCGGCACCUCCUGGAGCGCUGGACCAAGAUGGCCGACGGCGCCCAGCCCCGCCCGCAGGCCCCGCCCCCCUGCCCGGCGCCGCCCAAUGAGGCGUGGCCGCGCCCCGCGGGGUGGGCGGAGCCCGCGGACGUGGCCACGGUGACGCAGCAGCUGCAGCGGUCGCAGGUGGAGGAUCCGCUGCCGCCGGUGUUCCCGGUGACGCCCAAGGGCAGCGGCGCCGGCUACGGCGUCGGCUUCGACCUGGAGGAGUUCCUGAGCCAAUCGCUCGACAUGGUGGGCGAGGCCAAGGACAGCCCGCAGGAGGCGGCGCCGCUGUCGGCGUCGCUGCUCCGCGAUUGGCUGGAGGUUCAUCGCCUGAGCCCGGCGGCGCUCGAGAGCCUCCAGCGCGACCUCCUGAUGGACGAGCUGCCCGAGCCCUGACCCCGCCCCUCAUUACCAUACCCGGGACACGCCCCCUCCCCACCAUAAACUUUGUACCGAAAAUCCGCUGUUUGGCUGCGAUUUUGGGGGGAAUUUGCACCUUUUUGGGGGAAUUUUCGCCUUUUGGGGAUUUGCAUCUUUUCAGGGAAUUUUCACCUUUUGGGUUUU
This is a messenger RNA of Zonotrichia leucophrys gambelii, 2079 nucleotides long. It is a transcript of the gene MAPK7, whose product is annotated as mitogen-activated protein kinase 7. Lineage: Eukaryota; Metazoa; Chordata; Aves; Passeriformes; Passerellidae. Gene Ontology annotation, biological process: protein phosphorylation; intracellular signal transduction. The record is from RefSeq and is a predicted model, not a curated record. The transcript is spliced from 5 exons. Gene Ontology annotation, molecular function: protein serine/threonine kinase activity; ATP binding. Bases 178 to 1911 code for a protein of 577 amino acids. Gene Ontology annotation, cellular component: cytoplasm; nucleus.